Molecule: messenger RNA, 1209 nt
Organism: Humulus lupulus (European hop)
Lineage: Eukaryota; Viridiplantae; Streptophyta; Magnoliopsida; Rosales; Cannabaceae
Exons: 2
Coding region: 1-1209 (402 amino acids)
Source: RefSeq, a predicted model, not a curated record
AUGGCGAGGAGGCGAAAACCUGGGCUGAAGUUUGCAAAACAUGUUAUCUCUUUGGAGCUCCCUUCAACUAAUGACGAAGAAUCUGAACAAAAACGUCCUGAAGAACCAGUGAUAGAAGAACCUGAAGGGUUAGGGCUUACGGAAGAACAGGAGUAUGAUGUUCGGUCUUUGGAUGAAGGUUCGAAGAAGGGCUACGAUCUUGAUAUGAACCACGAAACAACAACCUGGGCUGCAGAAGUCGAAGAGCAAUCCUUCCAGGAUUCAGCCAAGGAAACUUGGGCUAAGUUUCGCGAAUCAAUUCCCUCUCAUGGUGUGUUUGAGGGAUUUGUUAAAAGGAUUUGGGGAAACCUUGGCAUUGUGAGUGUUGCCCGAAUGAAUGCUAGAUUUACUAUGGUGAAAUUCAGAGAUGAGGCAACAAGGGAUCUAGUGUUAGAAUCAGGGGUAGUGCACUUUGAUAGGAAACUAGUUGUCCUCCGCCCUUGGACCACUGAUAUUGAGUCUCUGAAAUCCAUCAAAUCAGUACCAAUAUGGAUUAGGCUGCCUGAUCUUGGGUUGCAAUACUGGGGAGUGAACUGUUUGAGUGCUCUUGUUAUCACAAUAGGAAAACCCAUAAUGAUUGACAAAAUUACUCAGAAUCGAUCUAUGAUUAAGUUCGCUAGAGUCUUAGUUGAGAUGGAGAUAGCUAAUACACUUCCGAAGUUCAUUAGCUAUUUUAACGAUAAGGGACAAAUUGUGGAACAGAUUAUUGACUAUGAAUGGCUGCCAACAAAGUGCUCUAAUUGUAAGAAAUUGGGUCACUCAGUUUCUUCAUGUAAGUUUGUUUCUGAAGCUGUUUGGAGGAAGAAAGAGGUGAAGCAAAUGGAAGGAAAUGAUGGUAGUUUUAGUACAGAACAAGAAGUGGUAGAGAGGGCAGAUUGCCAAAAUGGAAAUACAUCUGAAUCUAAAAUCAAUGUUAGUCCGUCUGAAGCUGGUUUAGUUCAUCAAACCAGCUCCUCUCAAUUAGCUGAUGUCCAGGUUUCUCCUAAUCCAGUAGAGGCUAGCUGGAUUUCUCCGAAAAAGACAAGAGUCAAGAGGCAUGGAGUCCAGAAUUCUAUUAAACAAGCCAUAAACCAGUUUAGUGUUCUUCAGGAAGGUCAGAAACCAGCAAUUAAAGUCCCAAUCAAAUCAAAUACUCAUGGAUUGCAUCAACAUAAUGAGUUGGAAUGUUAG